GCUAUCAGCUAUUGAGGACUGGUGGCUGUCGAAGAAAUCAAUCAGUGUAGUCAACAUACUACCUAAAGUGACCAGAUUGAUCAAAGUUAGACAAUGGCGGACCAAGACCAUGUCACCAUAUUGCAUUUUAAUGAUGUGUACAACAUUGAGCCACAGGACAUGGACCCACCAGGUGGUGCUGCAAGAUUUAUAACUGCGAUAAAGCAUUAUGCUCAUCUAGAUCCCCUGGUUGUGUUCAGUGGUGAUGCACUAAACCCAUCUCUGAUGAGCACGUUCACAAAGGGUGAACAGAUGAUAUCUGUGCUGAACAAGAGUAACGUUCGUAUUGCCGUAUUUGGUAACCACGACUUCGAUCACGGAGUGGAUGAGCUGGUGGAGUUUACACAGGAGUGCCACUUCCCAUGGCUUAUGUCUAAUGUGUUUGACAAUGAUACCAACAAACCACUGGCAGAUGGUCUCCUCACUCACGUCGUGAAGUGGGCAGGGAAGAAGUUUGGGUUUGUGGGAUUGGUAGAGGAAGAGUGGCUGGCCACUUUGGCAACAGUGUCACCCGAUGACCUGACCUACAUAGACUAUGUGGAGCAGGGCAACCUCUUAGCCAAACAACUCAAAGAUGAAGGAGUGGACUAUGUGAUAGCUCUGACGCACAUGCGGACUCCCAACGACCUCCGGCUGGCAGAGAAUGUAGAUGGCAUCGAUCUCAUACUGGGUGGCCACGACCACUGCUUUGAGGUCACCCUGGUGAAUGGCAAAUAUGUGAUAAAGAGUGGGUCCGACUUCCGGCAGCUAGGCAAAAUUACACUGACCUUCAACUGUAGCAAGGUCGACGUUACCGUCGAGGAGAUUACUAUUGACUCUAGCUUUGAAGAAGAUCCUGCGAUGAAACUCGUUGUUGAUAAAUAUCUUGGUGUGAUACAGGAACAAAUGACAGGAGUGCUUGGAAGAAUUGACACUGAACUAGAUGGCAGGUUUACACACGUGAGAACCCAGGAAACAAACCUAGGUAACAUGAUAGCAGAUAUAAUGCUGGCAGCUACACAUGCGAACGUAGCACUUUAUAACGCUGGUACACUAAGGUCAGAUCGAGUGCAUCAGCGCGGAGACUUUACGAUGAAGGACCUGAUCAGCAUUCUACCAAUGGUUGACAACCUCGUCGUGCUGAAAAUUACUGGUGCCCAACUACUGGAAGCUUUGGAAAAUGGUGUGUCGAUGUAUCCAAAACUAGAGGGACGUUUCCCUCAGGUAGCUGGUGUCUGCUUCGCGUUCGAUCCUAGCAAACCGGCCGGUAGCCGCGUCGACUCACGCUACGUGAAAGUUGGACAGGACUACCUCGAAGUUCACAAGGAAUACAGCAUCGUGACGAAAUCAUACAUAGCGUCGGGGAAAGAUGGCUAUGACGUCUUCAAAGAUUGUGACGUUUUGAUGAAUGAAGAACUGUGUCCAGUCCUCAUCACGGCUGUAAAGAACUUCUUCAAGUCUGUGAACAUAGUUAAGGGACUGACCCCGUGCAAGUCUCGUCACAGGCAGUCUUUAGUCUCACUGCAGCGCAGAAACAGCCUGCUGCGACACUGCAGCAUGGAUGUGUCCACAUGCAGUACGCUAAGCAAUCAGAGCCUAGACCAUUCCCACGGCGUCUGCCUCAUUGAUGAGGUGAACACGACACCGAGUCACUCGGAUCUCGUGCGCGAGAUAGCCGAGCUGUCGCCGGACACCAAACACGCAACUGUAGCGAGUGCCAACACCGACAGCACAGAAAAAGUCUGCGCAUCGCUAGGUCACGUGGAGUCCCGUGGUCCACGGCGGCUGCGCAGACAAUUGAGUGUCCAUGACCACGAGCUGAGUCACUGUCAGACGCCACAGGUUGAAGGUCGCAUCGUGCGCCUAGAUGACUCUAUAGCGCGUUAUUGGCUGCGACAUCACUUUGACGAAAUAUUCAUUAAGGAUCAACUAGAGCAUGAGCGCGUCAUGCACGAUGUAUCCGAAGCGAUUCUGGAGAGUGACGAGGAUGACACGCCGCCGUCGCCCGCUCCCGGGGCCUGCCUCGAGGGCUUCAGCUACACGACAACGCCCCCGACUUCACCCCCGUGACGGCCGUCGCCUUCGCCACCGCCGCUCGUGUACGUACGUGCGUCAGAUCACUGUGAUGAGGUCCCGCGUAGUCGGGCCGAGACAACUCAGCAUGAACCGUCUUUGCUUCGGUAUAUUGGUGUGUUUUACAUGCCGAUGCGCAGGUGUGUUCGAGUGGUACACAUCAUAUGAUGGUGAAAUCCGGGAUGGCAUUCGCCGCUAAGAUUUGCUGCGGUGUAGAUGCGAAACGCGGCUGCUGCUGUGCGGAUUUUAACUCGUUUUCCCGAAUGUUCUAGACUAGGCAGCGUAACGUACGUAUUGUUUUUCGUUCGGUCGUCAACACACACUUGAUUGGUUCGCUUGCCGUUGCGGUACACCAUGGACUGUCUGUGUGUUUAGCUGUCCGUACUUAAUUGUAUAUAAAAGUGAUAUAAAAGUGAUUGCGGGAGUGGGGGAGGGGGGAGCAGGUGGCGUUCAUUGAAAGGAAAUAUGUGUCCGUGAUGUGCCUGGGUGUCGGGCUAGGCAUUUCCGUUCACGAAUGUGAUAAUAGCAUAAUCAUGGCGCUCGCACGCGGAUGUACGAACGGUGACAUGCCGGUGUAGCCGUCGCUAAUGCUAGAAAGCAGGUUCCAAACGAAUACGCGUAGCCGUCUGCCUCAUCAAUUAUGCACGUGUUCCUACCAUUAUCGCCGGCUUUAAUUUUCAGUGAGUGCGUGAUUGUGUAUAGUGUGGUUUUUGUAGGAAUGUGCGUAUCGCCGAAUAGGCAUAACACGGAAACGGCUAAAUCGAUAAUCACAAUGGUCGUGUUUCCAUUGCUUUAGUUUGUGUGGGUCGCAUUUUUGUUUGUCUGGGUUUAGUUUCGUUUUAGCAAGGUGCGAUCGGAAAGUACGCUAGUAUAGAUGCGGGUGCAUGCGCCAGCGAGUUGUAUAUGUGCGUGCUAAAAAAAUAUACCAACCAUCAUAGGCAUGCACACUAUCUAGACUAAUUGCGAAGUUGUGCUAUCUUCUUUUGUUGAACCGUGACAAGCGAAAUGUUUAUUGAUGUCUCCGCUAAGUAUAAGAGGGAAAUGAGGAUAGUGUUUCAUAGUGCGAAAGUCUAUUGAUUCUUCUUACGGUUUUUAGAUGAUUAUAUUUCGUCCAGUGCCAGCGCGCUUUACACACACACGCACACACACGCACCCACGCACAUCCACACACGCGCGCACGUACGCACGCACGCACGCACACA
Molecule: messenger RNA, 3293 nt
Organism: Priapulus caudatus
Lineage: Eukaryota; Metazoa; Priapulida; Priapulimorpha; Priapulimorphida; Priapulidae
Product: mannosylglucosyl-3-phosphoglycerate phosphatase-like
Exons: 15
Coding region: 94-2088 (664 amino acids)
Biological process (GO): nucleotide catabolic process
Molecular function (GO): hydrolase activity
Source: RefSeq, a predicted model, not a curated record